Molecule: messenger RNA, 822 nt
Organism: Ambispora gerdemannii
Lineage: Eukaryota; Fungi; Glomeromycota; Glomeromycetes; Archaeosporales; Ambisporaceae
Source: the annotation of a GenBank genome assembly
AUGCCUUCAACAAAUCAAACGCUUUUAUUUUCGUUAAUUUUUUGCCUUUAUUUGACUUCUGCUAUUAGUCAGAUUUCUAACACUACCAUAAGCAAUUCCACUUCUUCACUUUCCGAUACUGGAUGUGCAGAUUACUUCGGGGUCAGUAAAUGCAGUACCUGUCAAAAAACAGCAUAUGGUGCUUCAGACGACAGCAUUUCAAAUUGUUUUGCGCUAUCAAAUGAAACUCUCAAUGGUACAGUAGAAUCUGUUUCUACUUUAUUGAGGAGUAAAUGUGGUUUAACUUGCAAUCAAACUGCGAUAAUGACUUUAAACGAAAACAUACAAAGAGACUGUCAACAAGAAUUAACCGAAUGGGCGAAACAACCCGAUUCUAUAAAUAUUACUAAGUAUAUUUUGCCGGAUCUUUGGUUUUCAGUCUACUCGGCCAUCCCUAAUAGAAAGGCAUUAUGUAGUCAAGAUUCUAAUGGAUCUUACUGUGCCGCCAAUGUAUCCUCAAAAGUUAUAGACUAUGUAUCAAGUCUAUUAUCGUAUGGAGAAGAUUCCUAUUUUUAUGUUGAAUUAUCUCCACCUGAUGGGCUUGUUUCAUUUAUAACAAGUUCAAAUUCUCCCAUAAAAACAGUAUCAUUACCAACGCAUAUUACUUGCAGUAACUGUUACACAGCAUUAGCAAAAUCAUGGAUUGAUUUCUUCAACAUGAAUCCAUCAUCAAUUCCUGCCGUUCAAAGUGCAUUGGAUGAAUAUAUUAAACCAAUUAAAGGGAAUUUAACUCAAUGUCCACCACCAACAUCAUCAAAUUCUGCUUGCGGUUAUUCAAUGUAA